CCUGAUUCUACUAAUCCAGCACUGCAGGACAUGAGGCAUCAGGAACCAGCAGCAUGAAAUUUUUGAUGAAUGGAUGUUUACUUUUAGCCACAUCAGAUGGUUCUACAAUUGAAAUGAUUGAAGAAAUAGGUCAGGAUAACAUGUUUCUGUUUGGUUCAACAGUGCAUGAAGUUGUUGCAUUGCGGGAGAAAGGACCCGCUCUUAAAGUUCCUCUUCAAGUUUUGCGUGUUGUAAGGAUGAUCCGAGACGGUCAUUUUAGGUUAAAAGAGUAUUUCAAAUCUUUGUGCGACAAAAUAGAGGGUGUGAAUGACUAUUUUCUACUUGGUGCGGAUUUUGCAAGCUAUCUAGAGGCCCAGGCAGCCGCUGAUAAAGCGUUUGUUGAUGAAGAGAGAUGGACUAGAAUGAGUAUACUUAGUGCAGCUGGCUCUGGGAGAUUUAGCAGUGAUAGGACAAUCCAAGAGUAUGCUGAAAACGCCCUCACAUGUGGUGUGGGAUUGGUUUUACAUAUAAAUCUACAUUCAAUAAUAUCGGGACGUGAAUUGAUUCGCAAUAAGACUAUUCCUUCCUUGACUGAGGUGUUUGAGGCCUUGCUAGAAGCCCUUCAAAUACGUCACCUUCAUUUCCCAAGGGCUAACUAA
Messenger RNA from Hibiscus syriacus, 638 nucleotides. RefSeq names its product alpha-glucan phosphorylase, H isozyme-like. Gene Ontology annotation, molecular function: pyridoxal phosphate binding; glycogen phosphorylase activity. The transcript has 5 exons. Bases 54 to 638 code for a protein of 194 amino acids. The record is from RefSeq and is a predicted model, not a curated record. Gene Ontology annotation, cellular component: cytoplasm. Lineage: Eukaryota; Viridiplantae; Streptophyta; Magnoliopsida; Malvales; Malvaceae. Gene Ontology annotation, biological process: glycogen catabolic process.